AAACCCGACGAGGGAGGAAUAAAGAUAGUAAGAACCGGUUUUCAGUUUUCACACGCAGAAGAGAACAGCUUGAUCGUAGUCGGAGCGGAACCAUGGCCGCCGGGAGACCUGCCGGCUUCUUCAAAUCUCUUGAUCGGAUAAUCUACCCUGGGAAAUGGAGUUCCAGAGCAAUCAAUACUCUCGUUAGUGAGCACACUGCCAAAUGGAUGCAGGAUAGCAGCAGGAAAUCUCCCAUGCAGUUGAUUAAUGAAGUACCACCAAUUAAAGUUGAAGGCAGAAUCGUAGCCUGUGAAGGAGAUUCGAACCCUGCCCUUGGCCAUCCAAUUGAAUUUAUAUGCCUAGAUAAAAAAGAUCCAGCUAUAUGCAAGUACUGCGGCCUCCGCUUUGUUCAGCAUAAUCACCAUCAUUAACAGAAUCCAUCAGCUUGCUUUGUAUCGUAAUACAACUUAAUCUCCUGACUCCUGUUCUUCA
This is a messenger RNA of Dendrobium catenatum, 471 nucleotides long. RefSeq names its product NADH dehydrogenase [ubiquinone] iron-sulfur protein 6, mitochondrial. Gene Ontology annotation, biological process: mitochondrial electron transport, NADH to ubiquinone. The record is from RefSeq and is a predicted model, not a curated record. The transcript has 3 exons. Lineage: Eukaryota; Viridiplantae; Streptophyta; Magnoliopsida; Asparagales; Orchidaceae. The coding region runs from base 93 to 410 and encodes 105 amino acids.